This is a messenger RNA of Thamnophis elegans (Western terrestrial garter snake), 3580 nucleotides long. RefSeq names its product lipase E, hormone sensitive type (gene LIPE). Gene Ontology annotation, molecular function: triacylglycerol lipase activity; sterol ester esterase activity. Bases 706 to 3297 code for a protein of 863 amino acids. Gene Ontology annotation, biological process: cholesterol metabolic process; triglyceride catabolic process. The record is from RefSeq and is a predicted model, not a curated record. Lineage: Eukaryota; Metazoa; Chordata; Lepidosauria; Squamata; Natricidae. The transcript has 10 exons. Gene Ontology annotation, cellular component: cytosol.
GUCUUCUCCUCGCAGCAGGAUCUCCCCCCCCCCCUUCCUCCCCCUAAGGUGAGACCCAUCCGACCUUGCACGGAGGGGAGAAUUUUGUUAGCCAAAUGGGGAAGGGUCUCCGCUCUGGCCAGAGAUGCCCACCACCGAUUGCUCGCUUGCUCCCUUGACGAACGGGGUUGGGGGAGGAAGACAUACGGUUGCUGGGGAAAGAGAGGAAGGCGAUCUGGCAAAAAUUGUGAGUGUUGUGGUUUUGUGUCUCACUCCCACUCCAGGAGGGGAAUUCGUGGCAAUUGUACUCUUUUUUUUUGUGGUGGAGAGUUGAAGAAGAGAAGUCAAAACAGAUGGAGAAGAGGGAAUUACGAGUUACGGGCUAAACCAGGGGUGUCCGAACUUGGCAACUUGUGGACCUUCCAACUGUUGAAGUCCAAACUGGUGGACUUCAACUCCCAGAUAUGCUGGCUGGGGAAUUCUGGGAGUUGAAGUCCAGAAGUCUUAAAAGUGGUCGAGGUUUUAACCCGCUGAGCCUAAGCUUUCUCUCGUUUCUGUGGUCAAAUGUCCUUGCUAUCCUCCUGCUGUCUCCUUCUGUCCAGCCUCAAAGGGGUGGACAAUUGAGGAGAAGAGUUGGGGGCAGAGAUGGGACUUUGCUGACCUUUAAUAAAGCGAUGCCCCCUCCCCUUAUAGGGCCAGGAGUCAUCCCAGAGCCACGGGGUCCUUAUGGAGUAUUUAGCUGAGACUGAGGAGGGAGAAUGCUCCCCCAAUUCCAGCACCAUGGAUGCCCGGCCGCUCUUCCAAACUCUGCUCACGCUGGCCGAGGAUAACGUGGCUUUCUUCCAGAACGUCCCCACCGAAACCGGGCAACGUUUCCUGGCUGCCUUCACCACCAUCCGAGAACACGCCCGGUCCCUCGAGCCGAUGCUCAACCACUUCUCCACCAUCUACCAUAUCUUCGACCUGGACGAGCACACGCCGGCCAACGGCUACCGCAGCCUGGCCCAGACGGUGCGCUGCUGCGUGGCUCACAUCAUCCACAAGAGCCGUUACGUGGCCGCCAACCGCCGCAGCAUCUUCUUCCGAACCAACCACAAUUGCUCUGAGCUGGAAGCGUAUUGCGUGGCCUUGACUCAACUCCGAGCCUUGGUUUACCUAGCCCAGCAUCUGCUGACCCAGAACCGCCCCGGGUACCUCUUCAACCACGAGGAUCGAGGCCUCUCGGAGCAGUUUCUCCGGGAAUACGUCACGAUGCAGAAGGGGUGUUUUUACGGACGCUGCAUGGGCUUUCAGUUUGCUCCUUCGAUCCGGCCCUUCCUGCAGACCAUCGCUAUCGGCCUGGUCUCCUUUGGGGAGAAUUACAAACGUAACACUUCCAGCAUCGGAGUGGCCGCUGGCUCUCUCUUCAUGAGUGGGAAAUUUGCCAUUGACCCUGAACUUCGAGGAUCGGAGUUUGAGCGCAUUACUCAGAACUUGGAUGUACAUUUCUGGAAGAAAUUUUGGAACCUCACCGAGACGGAGUUGCUGGCGUCGCUGGCUAGUAUGGCUUCCUCACAGGUCCGGCUGUCCCGAGCCCUACUGGUCCCACCCCAUUCCUUCGAGCUGCCUCUGGCUUCUAACCCCAAACUGACUGUCACCAUCACACCUCCGGUGGCCCACACUGGGCCAGGAGCCGUCCAGAUGAGGCUCAUCUCCCACGAGUUGCGUGAAGGACAGGAUAGUGAGGAAUUGCUCAAAUUGAUGCGGCCGGAAGGAACGCUGGCCCUGGAGCUGCCCUGGAAAUCCAAGACCCUUCCUCCAUCCCCCUACCUCUUGGUGCAUUUCCACGGAGGGGGUUUCGUAGCCCAGACUUCCAAGUCGCACGAGCCUUACCUGAAAUCGUGGGCUCAGGAGUUGGGGGCCCCUAUUCUUUCAAUCGACUACUCGCUCGCGCCCGAGGCUCCGUUCCCACGAGCGUUAGAAGAAUGCUUCUUUGCCUACUGCUGGGCCAUUAAAAACUGCCACCUCUUGGGUUCCACAGCACAAACGGUGUGCCUUGCCGGGGACAGCGCCGGCGGCAAUCUCUGCAUCACCGUCUCCAUGCGCGCAGCUGCUUUUGGGAUCAAGUUGCCGGAUGGGAUCAUGGCGGCCUACCCCGUCACCCUCUUGGAGAUCGCCGCCUCGCCCUCGCGCCUUCUCACGCUGCUGGACCCGCUCCUGCCUCUCAGUGUCUUGUGCAAAUGCCUCAGUGCCUACGCAGGAAUGGAGUCCGAACAGCCUGAUGACUUGAGCUUGGAGAAGCUGGACCCCAUGAAUAUGAUGCGCCGUAACACGGCCCUCCUUUUCCGAGACUUGCGCCUGGGUGCGUCCGCCUUGGUUGGCUCUUUGAUGGACAAGACAGGCAAGCACAAUAGGGCGGGUGCAGGAAAUGAAGCCUUGAGGAAAAGUGCCUCCGAGACGAGCCUGAAGUCUAAGCCGUUUGCCAGCCACAAAGAGUCCCGGAAGAAGAGCCAGACGUGUCAAAAUUUCUUGGGGUCCUCCGAUGUCCAGCGAGACUCAUGCGCUACCACUCCAGACCCCGAAGAUCAGCCCACCUUCUUCUUCUCCGACCAGGACAAAGAGGCCUUCCCCUCCAGCGAUCCCCAGGGUCUGAUGUUUCCCGACGGCUUCCAGCCGCUACGCACCGGUCAGGCCGCCGCCAGCCUGCCUCUGGAGCUGUCGCCAAUCGUCAAGAACCCCUUCAUGUCGCCGCUGUUGGCCCCGGAUGAAAUGUUGAAGGGACUCCCUCCGGUUCAUAUCGUGGCGUGUGCUCUGGAUCCCAUGUUGGACGACUCCGUGAUGUUUGCCCAGAGAUUGCGGGCCCUUGGCCGUCCGGUCACCCUGCGAGUGGUGCAAGAUUUGCCUCACGGCUUUCUCAGCCUGUCCCAGUUGUGCCGCGAGACCCGCCAGGCCUCGGCCGUCUGCACCGAGAUCAUCCGGAGCAUUCUGGUCCCUUCCGACGCUGCUCCUCCACCGCCCCCGGCCGCUCUUCCGAAACAUCGCAAACUGGAGCGAACUUCUCCAGCCGUGGCUGUGAACACGGACCCCGCUUCCAUCCAGGAGAACGGAGUCCUCCCUCAGCACAAACCGUCGCACAUUCCAACGGCCGAGAGCUGGACCGCUGGGCCCAACGAGGAGGCUCAACCCACCAGCAAAACUCCGGAACCCCAAACUGGGGACCGUUCCUUGGACCAGCCGAACAAAGCCAAGAACACCAGCAGCCCUCCGACAGCCGCUAUCAUUCCCGGCCAGGAUUCUGGCCCUUCAAGUGGCACCUCGGGCAGAGGGGUGGGGGCCUGAGCCCCCGUCCUAAUCCCACCCACCCACCCCGCCAGACCUUGUGUCUCGACAUGGCGUGUGAUUUUGCAGUGGUGCUCUGUUUUUGUUUUUUUUUUCCCUUUCGCACUUUGGAUGGAAUUCCUCCGAAAACCUCUCUCGCGGGGGAAUCGAUCUUGCUGCCUGACUCCACAGCUCGCCCGACGUGAGGCUGCCAUUUGUCCCGACGUCUCCCCGUUCAUCUCCCGGAAGGAUGCUUUUAUACCCGUUAGGAUUUUUUUUAAAAAGGCAAAAAAAAAAAAAAAAA